CUGCUACAUCCUCUCUCUGCCGAUCUUCGUUUUCUGCCUCUUUCUAACUCAAUCCUUUAAAAGAGACACUUCCAUGCCCCUCCCCCGCCCCUAAAAAAAAAAAAUCUUGCAGGUUUAUCUCUAUGUCUCUCCCACCUUGUAGCUUGAAACAUGUUACUUGCUUUAAGGAAAAGUUUCUGCAUGUCGUUAAAGUCUGUUUUGGUAUUUCUCCCUCUGAAACUACUGUGAGCUGCUUCAACCCGUCUCUAAAUCAAGUCAAAUUGCCUGCAGAGCCUGGAGACGCUGGACUGAUAAAUCUGUAGCUGUGUGAUCGGAAGAUUCUUUCCCCCCACCCCCUUUAUUUUUUUCAUCCGAGCACCGGGCGUGAUGAGACGCUGGAGCCGCCGGAGGAACUUUGUCUUUCUGGGUUUUGCGCUGCACGUCUGGUCCCUGUCCACGGCCCUGGAAAAUGUCAAAAACGAGGUUUUCAGCAUAAAGGAGGGAAGUACUCCAGACAAGGCUAAGCAGCAGGAGGAUGCAGCCAAACGUCACCAUGAGACCACGGUACCUCUGAUGCUGAAGGGCGAAGAGCGAAGACCUCUCAGCCAGCUCACCCCUGGGAUUUAUCCUGCGUCACUCCAGCUGGUGGUGUUUGCAGAAGGUGAAGAGCUGAUCCUGUCACUGGAGAAGAAUGAGGGUCUUUUUGCGAGCCACUACACCGAGACACAUUACAGGGAGGAUGGAAGUGCAGUCACUGGUACUCACAACGUCACGAACAACUGCUACUACCACGGCGAAGUGAGGGAGCAUCCCAACUCUGAUGUAACCCUCAGUGCCUGCUUGGGACUCCGAGGCUUUGUUGCACUUGAAAACAAGACAUUUAUUAUCGAGCCUGUGUCUGGCCACGGCGCUGGGGCCCACUUCAUUUACCGAGUGGAAGAGCUCAAAGUGACCCCUGGAGCCUGUGGCCAUGGCUUUAAUUUGUCCUCUGUUGCCCCUGAAAGCCACAUCAAAAGCCCUUUCCAGUCCUUUCACACAAGGCAUAAAAGGCAUGCUCAGAAGACGACCAAAUACGUGGAGCUGAUUAUCGUCGCAGACAACAGAGAGUUCCAGAAACAGGGGAGAGACUUGGAGAAAGUCAAACAGCGGCUUGCAGAGAUAGCCAAUUAUGUGGACAAGUUUUACAGGGCGCUCAACAUCAGGGUGGCUUUGGUGGGUCUGGAGGUGUGGAGUGACUCCGAUAAAUGUCCCAUCACUCAAGAUCCCUUCACCACCUUACACGAGUUCCUAGACUGGAGGAAGGUGAAGCUUCUGCCCCAGAAGCCUCACGACAACGCUCAGCUCAUAAGCGGCGUUUACUUCCAGGGCACCACUAUCGGCAUGGCGCCCAUUAUGAGCAUGUGCACAGUGGAGCAGUCUGGAGGCAUUGUCAUGGAUCACUCGGAGAACCCGCUGGGUGCAGCCGUGACUUUGGCACAUGAGCUGGGACACAACUUCGGCAUGAACCACGACACCCCGGAGCGUGGCUGUGGUUGUAGGAUGACCGUCGACCGUGGAGGCUGCAUCAUGACGCCCUCCACAGGGUAUCCAUUCCCGACGGUGUUCAGCACCUGCAGCAAGAAGGACCUUGCAGCCAGUCUGGAGAAAGGUGUGGGCAUGUGUUUGUACAACAUGCCAGAGGUCAAGGUGCUUUAUGGCGGACAGAAGUGCGGCAAUGGCUACGUGGAGGAGGGAGAGGAGUGCGACUGCGGGGAGCCUGAGGAAUGCAUGAACCCCUGCUGCAACGCCACCACAUGCACCCUCAAAGGAGAUGCUGUGUGCGCCCACGGGCAAUGCUGUGAAGACUGCAAGCUCAAACUGCCCGGCACCAUGUGCCGCGAGUCCAGCAACUCGUGCGACCUGCCCGAGUUCUGCACCGGAUCCAGUCCGCACUGCCCAGCCAACGUUUACCUGCACGACGGACACGCUUGCCACAACGUAGACGGCUACUGCUACAAUGGCAUCUGCCAGACUCACGAGCAGCAGUGCAUCACGCUGUGGGGACCAGGAGCUAAACCUGCUCCCGGGAUUUGCUUCGAGAGAGUCAACUCUGCAGGGGAUCCUUACGGGAACUGUGGGAAGGACUCCAGAGGCUCCUUUGCCAAAUGUGACGCAAGGGAUGCUAAGUGUGGUAAAAUUCAGUGCCAAGGUGGAGCAAACCGGCCAGUGAUCGGCACAAACGCUGUCUCCAUAGAAACCAAUAUCCCGCUACAGGAAGGAGGACGUAUUCUGUGUCGGGGCACACAUGUGUACCUGGGGGAUGACAUGCCAGACCCCGGGCUUGUUCUAGCGGGGACAAAGUGUGGAGACAACAUGGUGUGCUUGAACCGGCAGUGUCAGAAUGUCAGCGUCUUUGGCGUCGUCGAGUGCUCCGGGAAAUGCAGUGGACGAGGGGUGUGCAACAACAAGAAGAACUGCCACUGUGAAGCGCAGUGGGCUCCUCCGUUGUGCAAGGAACCUGGCUUUGGCGGGAGCAUUGACAGCGGGCCAAUGAGACUGGCAGAUGUGCGUGUGUGUGUAUUAAUGUGCGUGUUGUCGUAUAUGGCAUCAGCCGACAGUGUGCUCAUUACCGUGGUGGUCCUGGUCACCCUGGUUAGUCUGCUGGUGGCCACAGUGACCGUCUUUCUGAAGAGGAAAACUCUGCUGCGUCUGUUCUUCAGCCACAAAAAGACCACUCUGGAAAAACUCAGAUCCGUGGAGGCAACCAGACCAACCAGCCCCAUCAGGACUGAGUCCAGGUACAGACCCACUCCACAGCGCAAGCCUCCACCCAAACCUUCUACAGCCAAUAUUUAUAAGCCGUCUUUCCUGAGUGCAGAGCCUCUCCUCCCUCCUCACAACUUCCACUCUCACAGCCUGCGCAGGCUUCCCCUCUACCAGCCGCUGCACAUCAGCCAGCCCAUGCCCGUGUCUCUGAGCGUGGGCCAUCCCACCCUGCCUCCUCUGCCCACCCACGACCACCGAGUCCUGCCCACCCACUCGUCGGUCUCACCCGCUCCUUUACCGCCGUUCCUCAGCCUGCCGCGCAAGCAGUCUUUGUACAGAGUGGAUCAGGAUUUUGAGAAGCCCAGUCCACCACAGAAACCUCUGCCUGCUGAUCCGUUAGGGCGGAGCUCUCGACUUGGGUACAGCAUCACACCAUCGGGGGUCCACAUCCCAGGGACCGGAGCGAUCCCAGUACCUAUCCCCAAGGUUCCUAGACCGCCGCCCAGCAUCCCUUUACCAAACAGACCUGUGCCAGCAUUGCCCUACAGACCACCAAAGAAUCAGGACUGCUGAGUAGUCGACUUUGCAGAUGAGUCAAAAGAGAAAAUCUCACAAAAAAAAGGAAGAAACUACAAAGACUUUCUUGUUUUGCACUAAUCUUUGAGACAAGACUCUGUUGGACAUGUUGGACCACAGGAAGAGUUGCAAAGUUUCUGGGGAGAAACGAGGAUGACCGUCACAGCUUGGUGCUACGCCUCUAGAAGGUGCUGUCCUCUCUCAGGUACCAAUGAACUAUUUAUCUAUUUAACUAUUUAACUCUGACAUUAUAAGCCUGUGUGCAAAUGAAGAAGAAUUUUCCACAAGCAGGAUUUGAGCAAAAGGAGAAAUCAAGAGUCAUUUAUAAAAUUUGUUUUACAUUAUUUUUACUUUUUUAAAAAAAAUAUGUGCUUAAAUUGAAGAGUCUUUUUUUUAGCAAUUGAUUUUAAUUGAGUGAUGGAACUGUAGACAAAGUCAAACUCGAUUACAGAUGAAGGGAAACGGGGCACAAUCAGUUUAACAGCGUUAUUUAUUUAGUUAUUCUAUUCAUAGGGUUUUCAAUAUCAAAACACUUUCUCUGUAUUCUAUCUGCCAUUGUACUUGGAAAACAAAAACAAAAAUAUAAGCAAUUACCGACGAGAAAAUAUGAUUUCCAAGAUGACGCUAGAUGGAAAAUGAUUCUGAUUGGCUCACAUCAAGGCACCUAAAUUCCCUUUCACUGCCUCUGAGAAGUGUUGGAUGCUCAACAUGUUCUACCGAUUCAGACGAGACGUCAGAAACCGAGCGCUGACAGAUUCCACAGACUGAUCGUGUUCCAGCGAAUCCCUCCAGCAACCAAUUCAUCAGUAUUAACGCCAGUGUUUGUAUGUUUAACAUUCACGCUCACUUCGUCCUCCAUCCUGAGAGCCAAGCCAGAUGACCUCAGCGCUGUCAGCUCUCCAAGUUCCACACGCUAAGUCAAACAACAUGUUUUCCUGUUCCUUUGUUGAUGUUUUUUUCCCCACUCUUUUGUUCUUUUACGAGUAUUGAUUUUUGCAUUGCUUUGCUGUUUCUCCCUGUGCAUUUACAGACUUACUCAUGGGAUUUUUAGAGUGCAGUGUUGCACUUAUGGGCACUUUUUCAGUUCAUCCUAAAGUUCACCGCAACACAAUGAAAGUCAGUUACGUCCUGCUUUGUGUUUCUUUACAAAAAAAAUGUGUUGAUCUUGUUAAAGUGUGAAACAGUUGGCAUGACGGCUCACUAUUGGAACAUAAACAUUAAAGCUGUGUGAAUUGUGUGGUAAAUGUGUUUGUAAGGACUGUUCACCGAGUUUACUGUAAAGUGUAACUAUUGUGUCUGUUGCCAUUUUCAUUUUGUUCUUAUCUCUUUGUUUUACAAGCACAGAAAUGUAAGAACUGCUCUGCGGCUGAGCCCCAUUUAUCCUUCUCAGUGAGAACCUGAUAUUUAACACUUGAGCGUCGCAAAUGAACUAUGAGGCCUGACUGUUGAUUUCAGAGGUCAAAUAAAGGUUUUUUUGUGAUAAUGAAAAA
This is a messenger RNA of Xiphophorus hellerii (green swordtail), 4790 nucleotides long. It is a transcript of the gene adam12b, whose product is annotated as ADAM metallopeptidase domain 12b. The coding region runs from base 367 to 3297 and encodes 976 amino acids. The record is from RefSeq and is a predicted model, not a curated record. NCBI's taxonomy places the organism in Eukaryota, Metazoa, Chordata, Actinopteri, Cyprinodontiformes, Poeciliidae. Gene Ontology annotation, molecular function: metalloendopeptidase activity. Gene Ontology annotation, biological process: proteolysis. The transcript has 23 exons.